Molecule: messenger RNA, 705 nt
Organism: Paramecium sonneborni
Lineage: Eukaryota; Ciliophora; Oligohymenophorea; Peniculida; Parameciidae
Source: the annotation of a GenBank genome assembly
AUGACAACAUUCAUCAAAAACAUAGGCAAUUAAUAGAUCGAAGAAAAAUUGAUCAGCAUAUAAUGCUUGAUCCAAUAAACAGAUUAAAUUAAAUAUAGGAUUACGAAAAUAAGAAAAUAGAUUUUAGAUUAGGUAAAUUUAAUGGUUCUGGAGCAUAAGGUGAAAUUUAUAAAGCAAUCAAUAUGGACACAUAAGUAGUGUUAUAUCACAUAAAAAACAGUAAAAAUUAAAUGUCAGAUGUAUCAACUUAAUAAGGUUGAAUUAUAAUUUUUCUAAAUCCUUUAACACAAGAAUAUCAUAAAAUAAAUUUCUCAUGAAAGUAUGAAAGUGCAUUCUAAUAGAUUAGAAAUAUGUGGCUAUGGAUAUAUGUUAUUAUAAAUAUAUGGAUCUGUUUCAUAAUUAAUAAAUAUUUUGGUCCUAUUAAAGAAUAGUCUAUCAUAAGUUAUACUCAAUGUUAGAGUAUUUGUAUAAAAAAGGGAUAUUGCAUUUAGAUCUAAAAUUAAGUAACAUAUAAUUGGAUUCUAAUAGAUAAGUAAAAAUUUCAGAUUUUGGAUGUAGCAGAUAAAAUAAAGAAAAUUUAUUUUAAAGUAUUUUAUAAGGGAGUGUAUGUGAAUUAGUUUGAUAAGAAAAGAUUGGACCAGCUUCAGAUAUAAGAUCUUUUGGUAGUUUAAUUUUAGAAAUUAUAACAGGUAGACUUUCAUUGAG